Tyto alba (common barn owl) is the source of this 4412-nucleotide messenger RNA. RefSeq names its product ral guanine nucleotide dissociation stimulator like 1 (gene RGL1). Gene Ontology annotation, biological process: Ras protein signal transduction; positive regulation of GTPase activity. The record is from RefSeq and is a predicted model, not a curated record. The transcript has 19 exons. Bases 57 to 2558 code for a protein of 833 amino acids. Gene Ontology annotation, molecular function: guanyl-nucleotide exchange factor activity. Lineage: Eukaryota; Metazoa; Chordata; Aves; Strigiformes; Tytonidae. Gene Ontology annotation, cellular component: plasma membrane.
GUCUCCUGGCCAGCCCAGUCAGCGAGCCUUCCCCACGGACCCGGAGGCAGUGCGCCAUGCCGUGCGGCAUCAGAUUAGGUCGCUGUUUCAGACGGAUACGGAAUUUCUCCUUCAGGGACGUGUUUUUUUGGGGAUGUUGUAGAAGACAAAGGAACAACUCACCUGACAGACAUGUGGAAAGUCCAGACCGCAUGCAGCAGAGCACAAUUCAGGACUGGGGUGAAGAGGCAGAAGAGGGAGCUGUUUACCAUGUCACCCUGAAAAGAGUGCAGAUUCAUCAGGCUGCCAACAAAGGAGCAAGAUGGCUAGGCGCUGGAGGGGACCAGUUACCUCCAGAACAUACUGUCAGCCAGUAUGAAACACGCAAGAUCAGGACAAUAAAGGCUGGAACUUUGGAGAAACUUGUGGAGAACCUUCCGACAGCUUUUGGAGACAAUGAUUUUACCUACAUCAGUAUCUUUCUCUCAACAUACCGGGCUUUUGCUUCUACUAAGGAAGUAUUGGAACUACUCCUUGACAAGUAUGGAAACCUGGAGAUCUCAAGCUAUGAAGAAGCUGGAGACCAGAAUUCCUCCGAAUCCAAUACAGUACUCAGGACUGCAAUAGCAUCAAUCUUACGAGCCUGGCUCGAUCAGUGCCCUGAGGAUUUCCGAGAGCCACCCAACUACCCGUGUUUGCUGAAGUUGCUGGAUUACCUGAAGAGCAAUAUCCCUGGCUCUGACCCAGAGAGGAGGGCGCAGAAACUCUUGGAGCAGUUCCAGAACCAAGAAGUGGAAAACGAUGAUGGGUUCCGUAACACUUCCCCCUGUAACCUAUAUGAUGAAGAGGAACUGGAGAUCAGCACUCCAGAAGAAUUCUCUUUUUUCCAAGAAGACCUUGUGGCAGAACAGUUGACAUACAUGGAUGCAAAACUCUUCAAGCAAGUUGUGCCCCACCACUGUUUGGGAUGCAUCUGGUCUCAAAGGGAUAAGAAAGAAAACAAGAACCUGGCACCUACCAUCAGAGCUACCAUCUCUCAGUUCAAUGCAGUUACCAAAUGUGUCAUCAGCACUGUCCUGAAGGACAAGGAACUCAAAACACAGCAAAGAGCCAAGAUCAUUGAGAAGUGGAUUCAUAUUGCACACGAAUGUAGGAUCCUGAAGAAUUUUUCCUCCUUGAGGGCCAUCAUUUCAGCUCUGCAGUCCAACUCCAUCUAUCGGCUAAAGAAGACGUGGGGGUGUGUUUCAAAGGACAUAAUGCUGAUAUUCGAAGAGCUGUCCGAUAUCUUCUCGGACCAUGACAAUUAUUUGACAAGCAGGGAGCUGCUAAUGAAGGAAGGGACAUCCAAAUUUGCAAACCUGGACAGCAGUGUGAAAGAAAAUCAGAAAAGGACACGGAGGCGACUGCAACUUCAAAAAUAUAUGGGAUUAAUGCAAGGCACGGUACCUUAUCUUGGUACCUUCCUCACUGAUCUCAUCAUGCUUGACACAGCACUUCAGGACUAUACUGAGGGUGGCCUGAUCAAUUUUGAGAAGAGACGAAAGGAAUUUGAAGUCAUUGCCCAAAUUAAGCUCUUGCAAUCUGCAUGUAACAGCUAUUGCAUGACACCAGACCAAAAAUUCAUCCGGUGGUUCAGGAGGCAAGAGCAUUUAACUGAGGAGGAGAGUUACAGCCUUUCAUGUGAAAUUGAAGCAGCUGCUGACACCAGCACUAUGUUCCCAAAGUCUCGGAAAAGCAUGGUGAAGAGGCUCAGCCAAUUGUUUCUAGGCUCCGAGGUGCUCACCCACAGCACACCCACCAAGGAGCAACCCAAAUGUGCUCCGAGUGGGAGCUCGGGUGAAAGCACCGACUCAGCCAGCGUUUCGUCGCUUGAGUUUAAUCAAUCUGAAACUGAAGAUGCCUUCACCACUCCCAUGGGCACUCCUGAGGAGCCUCAGAAAAAGCUCCCUGAAGAACCCUCUUCCUCUUUCUCCUCCAUCUUCUCCCUCCCCUCCUCCUCCUCCUCCUGCACUUAUUCCAUUGACACAUCUUCCUCGGGGGUGUCAUCUCCAGUUCAAUCCUCUCCCUCACUCUCCUCCAAUAACAAGCGCUCCGACAAGCGCUCAGACAAGUUCUGCGAUAAUUGCUCCGACAAGUGCUCCGACAAGCGCUCUGUCUCCGCGCCGCCCAUUCUCUCACAAGUGCUGCCUCCUGUUGACAACCAGCAGAAGGAAGAUACGUGCGUCAUCCGGAUCAGCACGGAAAACAACAACGACAAUAUCUACAAGAGCAUCCUGAUAACUAACCAAGAGAAAACUCCGGCUGUCAUCCAGAGAGCUAUGGCGAAGCACAACCUGGAAUCUGACACGGCUGAGGAUUAUGAGCUUGUACAAGUCAUCUCUCGGGACAAAGAACUGGUGAUCCCGAGCAACGCCAACGUGUUCUACGCCAUGAACAGCCGCGUGAGCUUCAAUUUCCUCCUGCGGAAAAAAUCUUCGGUCAACAAGCAGGUGAAAAUGAGGAGCUGGUCCAGCCUGACGUUCCCCAGAACUGCCAAACAGGGGUGCCGGAGCGACCAGCCCAGCAAAAUCACACUGUGAGGGAGACGAGGCCACGGGGAGAACUGGUUGGAGGGCUACCUUUGCAACCAUCCAGUAUUAUAGAAUCACAGCAGAUGAACGCGUCAGUAUUCAACUUGGAAAAUAUUUGAGGCUGAAAUUCAAAGGUAGACCUACAACCAGAGAUAUGGCUUUCCUCCCUUGAAGCUGGAUAUGGACAGUACAGACUGGAAUUUUUUCUUUUUCUUCAUUUUUUUUUUUUUUUGUUUUGCACAUUAGCCUAGGAAUGUGAAAGCCCCCGUUAGAGGGGAAAACAGGACUGCAACAUUUGUUUUAAGAACACCAUACAAGCCAGCUCUUUUUGUGAGAAAACAUUUUCCUUUGUGCCAGUAUUACACAGAAGAAGAAGGUCUAAAUUUAUUUUUAUAAAACUGGACAAGUCUCAGUACAACUCUGCCUGAACCAAGGAGGGGGUCCCAGCCUGCUCCAGCUCGACGGGAGCACUAGUUUGCAGGAGGUGUGGGUGAGCCGAGUGCCACGAGCAGUUGCUGCCUCCAGGAGGGAUUUGCCUCCACCCAAAAGCAGGGCGGGUACAUCCCCAAAACGCUCAGCGCUGGAGACGGCAGCAACUGCCCGUGGGUGUAUUGCUUUCACACAGCUGGAAAACUUCUUUUUGCACUUGUUCCACACCAGAAAAUUACCUAUUUUGGAUUUUUUUUCCAAAGAACUUCUUUUAAAAGAAUGGACUGCACUUGCUUUUGGAUGAAUGUCGUGGUUUGUUCAUGAACAAGGCAACCAAACACUACUUGUCUGGAUUUAGGUCUUGUCUUAAUGCCACUACAGGGUGGUUCUUCUUUUCCUUUGCUAACCCAUUGAACAGAAAUCGAUGCCUUUUGCAUGUACUCUGAAGUGACUGAUGUACCUCUUUGUAAUGUGCAAUCACUCUUCAAGAGCAGAACUUUUAACUCACCGUUUUCAUUCACGAGGGGCAACUACACGACCUUCUGUUUUAAACGUGCGUAUUGAGAGGAGGUAGCCGGGUUUUAAGCAUUAUCCCAAACAACCAGAGAUUUUUAUAUACUUGUAGCAUUAUUAUGCAUAAUCUACAGGCACCUCCCUUGCUCUUUAUAUACUUCUACUAAAUGAAUUUCCUGACAUGGUACAUCCUUUCAGCUGGAAGGAAGAAUUCAGCUGGAAUUUAAUCAUCUGUUCUCUGUGAAACUUCAAAUAGCAAGUCUUGAGUCUCUUCCCGGAACACAGCCUUCCUUGAAAGAAUAGUUAGAGAUUUGAUUUUAAAAAGCCAUAAGUGGGACAUUGGCAGCUUUUACUGAACAGGCUCUCUUUGAGACACAUUACUAUUGGUUAAACUCAAAUACUGAAUUUUAUACGAGCCUGGGUCUUUCCCACCAGUUCUGUAGCCCAAAUUUUGAAAACUGGGCUCAGGUGACAGUAACGAUUGGCGAUAAACUCAUGGCACAAACAGUGCUGGGUUGUGCCAUGUUCUACACUACGUGAAGAUUUAUCACCUCUGUUUACAAGUAGCACCAUGCAGGUCUUAGUCUGAACAGUUUAAGAACUCCCACCGUGUUCCUGUUGAGAGGGUGAAGGUGGUGAGUUUGUACCUGAGCCUUAACCUUUGCCCAGAGUUAGAGCAAGAUUACCCUAGAAGUUAAGUUUUCCUUGUAUUUCAGUGUAAGCACGAAUUGAUGUUUCUAUGGUUGUAAAACAUAGUAUUGCUCACUCUGAGGUUGCAUGUCUGCGUAAAACUGAAAAGUGAAUGUUCUUGACUUUAAAAUUACACUCUUCAAAAGGUUAUAUAUGAAAAAGAUUGUAUUUUUUUUAAUUGCUUACUUGUAAUCUUUAUCCAAUAAGUAUAUAAACGUUUUUCCACUAAUA